Dendronephthya gigantea is the source of this 1512-nucleotide messenger RNA. RefSeq lists its product as uncharacterized. The coding region runs from base 154 to 1176 and encodes 340 amino acids. The record is from RefSeq and is a predicted model, not a curated record. The transcript has a single exon. Gene Ontology annotation, molecular function: ubiquitin-protein transferase activity. Lineage: Eukaryota; Metazoa; Cnidaria; Anthozoa; Malacalcyonacea; Nephtheidae.
CAGGAAAUUAUUGAUGUUGAAACAGGGCAGGUUUUUUCUGAUAUGGAUGAAGGUAGGAAUUUGAUGUACUAAAAAUAUUAUGUUCUAAUUAACCUGUAACAAAUAAACUAAUUUCUUCACUUUGUCUUUUUAGCCGAUUUGCAUUUAAUAUCAAUGUACACUCCAAUGCUUCCCAAAACAGUCACCGUCCACCGAUCCACCAUCCGUAAAGAUUUAACUGAAAUAUUUACCGACCCAAGCAUUUUGAACAGUUAUCUUGAUGUGGUUGUGAUCGAUGCACGUGGUGAACCAGAGAAAGGAAAAGGGAAGGGUGUUAUAUUGGAUGUUUUGACACAUUUUUGGGACAAUUGUUUUAUGUCUUUAGCUGUGGGAAGGAAGGAGAAAACACCAUUCAUAAGGCACGAUAUGCAGAAACGUGAAUGGCAAGCUAUUGCUCGUAUUCUUGUCUAUGGUUACAAGAAUUAUGGUUAUUUCCCACUUCAACUUUCUUCUCUGUUCAUGGCAUCAUGCUUGUUUGGGGAGGAAUGCAUCACAACGGAAUUUCUACUUGCCACAUUCAAAGAAUAUAUCCCAGCUGAAGACCAGGAUGUUCUGGAUCAGUGUCUUGGUGAUAGCUUUGACAAAGAUGCUGAAGAUGUCAGUGACUUUUUGUCUUCUUUGAAGUGCUUUAGAGUAGCAUCGCAGGAAAAUAUUAAAGAAAUAAUCAACGAAUUGGCACAUCAGGAGCUGAUACAGAAACCAAGAUAUAUUGUGAACUGUUGGGCUCCUAUAUUACAUAUGUUACAAGAGCAUAAAGCAUUCCAAACCUUUGAGGAUCUCAAAGAGUUGUAUAAAAGCAAGACCCCUACUGCAAAGAAAAUUAUAAAGCUAUUUCGAGCAGAGCCUUCCAAUGAUGCUGAACGAGAGAGUCUUGCCCACCUGAAGCGAUUUGUGAAGUCCCUGGAAGGCCAAGCAUUGGCAAAGUUCUUGCAUUUUUGCACAGGAAGUGAUAUCAUCACCUGCGAUUCAAUCACAGUUAUAUUCAGUACCCUCACUGGUGUGGAAAGACGGCCCAUUGCUCGUACAUGUGCCCCCUUAAUUGAGCUACCCUCAACUUAUGAAUCGUAUUUGGCUCUUGCUGAAGAGUUCCUAAACAUUAUGAGGGGGUAUCAGUCAUGGUCAUUUGACAUUGUGUAGAGUACAAACUGGUUUAAACGAUGUAUAGUAGUCUAAGUUUUUGUUUGGUUUAGGUUCCACAGAGCAACUUCCAUGUAUUUAAUGAAAGAAGCAUGAUUGAGAUGGUAAUUAGAACAGAAUGGGAAUUAUUCAUGAAGUACAAUAGUUAAAGGUUUCAUACUUGCAUCCUCUCAAAUUUCAGUUUUAAUGAAAUUUUUAAUAUGCAGUUUAUUAAACAAGGUAACAAACAUGGCUUUUGCUGAUUGCACUUCAAGUUUUUUUAUCAUGUGUUUUCCAUGUUUUUUCCAAAGUUUUCAAUGGAUAUUUUAUCAUACUAAAUAUUCGAAGCACAUUGAA